Molecule: messenger RNA, 803 nt
Organism: Lampris incognitus (smalleye Pacific opah)
Lineage: Eukaryota; Metazoa; Chordata; Actinopteri; Lampriformes; Lampridae
Gene: kcnip3b
Product: Kv channel interacting protein 3b, calsenilin
Exons: 7
Coding region: 1-696 (231 amino acids)
Biological process (GO): negative regulation of transcription by RNA polymerase II; regulation of potassium ion transmembrane transport
Cellular component (GO): nucleus; voltage-gated potassium channel complex
Molecular function (GO): calcium ion binding; potassium channel regulator activity; DNA-binding transcription repressor activity, RNA polymerase II-specific
Source: RefSeq, a predicted model, not a curated record
AUGGGGAUCCAGGGCAUGGAGCUGUUUGCCAUCGGCGUGGUCAUCAUCCUCUUCAUGGCGGUGCUGAAGCAGUUUGGCAUCCUGGAGCCCAUGUCCUCCUUUGAAGACAGCAGUGACAGUGAUCUGGAGCUGUCGGCGGUGCGGCACCAGCCGGAGGGGCUGGACCAGCUGCAGGCUCAGACCAAGUUCACCAAGAAGGAGCUGCAGUCUCUCUACAGGGGCUUUAAGAAUGAGUGUCCCAGUGGAUUGGUUGAUGAGGAGACUUUCAAGUCCAUCUAUUCUCAAUUCUUUCCCCAAGGAGACGCCACUACCUAUGCUCAUUUCCUAUUCAACGCGUUCGACAUAGACAGAAACGGCUCCAUCCGAUUUGAGGACUUUGUCAUCGGUCUGUCUGUGCUGCUCAGGGGCUCCGUCACUGAGAAACUCAACUGGGCUUUCAACCUGUAUGACAUUAACAAAGACGGCUACAUUACCAAAGAGGAGAUGCUGGCGAUAAUGAAAUCAAUCUAUGACAUGAUGGGAAGAUACACCUACCCCUGUGUACGGGACGAAGCGCCCUCUGAGCACGUGGAUAAGUUCUUCCAGAAGAUGGACAGAAACAGAGAUGGCGUGGUGACCAUUGAGGAGUUCAUAGAGACGUGUCAGAAGGAUGAGAACAUCAUGAACUCCAUGCAGCUCUUUGAGAAUGUGAUCUAGAGCCUUUGCGCUGUCGUCCAUCAACCCUCACCUGCCCAUAUCCCGCCAUUUUCAGCUCCUCCCUCAACUUAAACGUCACUUCCUUGUAGGUCUAGCCAAUGGAAAGA